GCUAUAUCCUGCGUAAGACGACCGGUAUGGAUGCAUUAGAGAGAGAAAGGAAGGGAUUACAUAAUAAUGACAUUAGUUUGAAAGAGAAGACCAGAUUCACAACAAGCUAAACAAGAGGUUAAGAUAUCUCCUCUGUCUUUUAGUUCGAAUUUCCGCAUUUUUCGCAUCCAAGACGGCGGCAGCUGCAACAAAAGGAAGGAAUGGUGACGGCAGCGCCUUGCGUGGCUUACUUGGUCGGCCGUUUCACCGCUCGCCUGGAAUAUUCCAGAGCCGCUCCUCUCCUUUACCGAGACGCCACGUUUUCGACCAAGAAGAGUAACAAGAACAAGCUCUCAUCGAGAAAAUCAAUCUCUACCAUCGCAGCUUUACCUUUCGAACUCUCCCCUCCCCCUAUCGAUCACGACUUCCUAGACACAGUUGCAGCUGAAGGAGCAAGGGUUUCAGAGGAAGGAAUAAUAGAAACAUUUGAAAAUGAUGAUGAAGCUUUGGAUGCAUUAGAUAAUGGGGUGGUGGUUAUGGACCUGUCUCAUUUUGGAAGGAUAAGAGUCAGUGGAGAUGACCGGAUUCAGUUUCUUCACAACCAAACCACUGCAAACUUUGAAUGUCUUAGUGAAGGGCAGGGAUGUGAUACAGUUUUCGUUACGCCAACAGCAAGGACAAUUGAUAUUGCUUAUGCGUGGAUUAUGAAAAAAGCAGUUAUAUUGAUGGUUUCACCAGAGACCUGUGGAAACAUAACUGAAAUGCUCAAUAAGUAUAUAUUCUUCGCUGAUAAGGUAGAGAUUCAAGACAUCACCAAGCAAACUUGCUUGUUUGCUCUAGCAGGUCCGAAAAGUGCCCAAGUGAUGGCUAAUUUGAAUCUCAUGGAUCUUGUUGGACAACCAUAUGGCACAAAUCGACAUUAUAGUGUGAAUGGUAUGCCUCUAACUGUUGGGGUGGGAAAUAUCAUUUCUGAAGAAGGUUUUUCUUUGUUGAUUUCACUAGCAUCAGCCAGAUCAGUCUGGAAAGCUCUUCUAUCUGAGGGUGCCAUUCCAUUGGGUUCUAAUGCCUGGGAAAAACUAAGGAUUACACAAGGAAGACCAGCUCCUGAAAAGGAGCUCACUAAUGAAUUUAAUGUUCUGGAGGCUGGUCUUUGGAACUCAAUUUCUUUGAACAAGGGCUGUUAUAAGGGACAAGAGACAAUAUCAAGACUCAUUACAUAUGAUGGAGUUAAACAGAGGUUAUGGGGAAUUCAUUUGUCAGCACCAGCAGAACCUGGCUGCCCAAUUACGGUUAAUGGGAAAAAGGUGGGAAAGCUGACAAGCUAUACAAGUGGAAGAAAGGAAUCUGACCAUUUCGCUUUAGGCUACAUCAAGAGGCAAGCAGCUGCAGUUGGAGAUACUGUGAUUGUUGGAGAAAAUAUUAUUGGGACAGUGGUGGAUGUUCCUUUUCUUUCUCGGCAAUCUCCUCCGAUAAAGAACUCCAGUCCUUGACUUAACAGAAAUUGUACAGAUAUAACUGUCACUUUGGGGCGUGCCUUGAUCCCUUGUCAUUCUUCAAUGGUAUGCCACCGAACACGUUUUUUGUUUUGUUUAUUUCUUUUUCUAAAAUUAAUAUGUUUACAUAGCCCAUCUUUUUGGUAUAGUGAUCUCCAUAUGUAUGAAGAAUUGAAGACUUGCAUCCUUUUCAUUUUUAUAGUGAUAAUGUGAUUCAGGAAUAUAUAGAUGAUAGUUAGCUAUCUGAAUAAAAUGAAAAUUUUAUCA
Durio zibethinus is the source of this 1739-nucleotide messenger RNA. Its product is annotated as Glycine cleavage T-protein family. NCBI's taxonomy places the organism in Eukaryota, Viridiplantae, Streptophyta, Magnoliopsida, Malvales, Malvaceae. Gene Ontology annotation, cellular component: mitochondrion. Gene Ontology annotation, molecular function: protein binding. The record is from RefSeq and is a predicted model, not a curated record.